Molecule: messenger RNA, 7818 nt
Organism: Coregonus sp. 'balchen'
Lineage: Eukaryota; Metazoa; Chordata; Actinopteri; Salmoniformes; Salmonidae
Source: the annotation of a GenBank genome assembly
GCUAAAUAAAACCAUCGACGGUAAUCCUUCAUUACUAGAACCUGAUGCGGGUACUCUCUGACUGUUAGCUAGCUAGUAUUUGCACUGUUAUAAUAAGAAAAUGGACAACUCGGGGAAAGAGAAGGAAGCGAUUCAGCUUAUGGCUGACGCUGACAAGAAAGUUAAAACUUCUGGCUCGUUCUUGGGAGGCAUGUUUGGGUAAGAACGCUGCAGUAGCAAGAACGAUGUCAAUACAGCUAACGUUAGCUAGCGCAUCAUCAGUAAGCAUGCUAAAUCAAACUCUCUGGGUAUUAUGUUUAGCUAUCGUUAGAUAUUAAUUAUUGGCACCAGGCCAUGUAGCUAUAUAAUGCUACAAGAAGUCACUGUGACUAUAGGUAUUUAAGGGACAUACCUCAGUCCAAGCAUGCCAUAGUAAACAUGUAUCAUAAAAAGAACGCGCUAGUAGCUAGCUAGAUCAUCAUGAAGUCUGAGUUUAGCCAUUUGGCUAGCUAGCAAUGCCAUUGAGGCUUCUAAUUAGCAAGCUGCCUAAUGUUACCUAGUCAGCUAAUCUAAACCUUGAAAUAUGCAGACAAUGGCGAUCUGUCAAAUUUGGGCAGUGGAUCUGAUGUUAACUAGCUAACGUUACCUAUGCAUCUUUUGGAUGAUUUGUGGACAUCCUGUACAUUUAGCUACUGACACUGUCUACCACAAAGCAGCUAAAUUAAUCCAUUUUCAAGUGAAUGUAAACAACUUAGCAGCCGGUCACGAAUCUUGGGCCUGAGGCUGUGCCAUGAAAGCUAGCUAAAACGGCUAAGGCCCAAAUGGCAGGCUAUUACUCUGCAUACAUACAUUUUAAUUGUUCUAGUUGCAUUUUUUUUUACGCCUACUCACAAGAUAUAGGGUAAUUUGAUACAGCACACCAAUUCGGUCUUGUCUUUUUUAAUCCUUUCUAUGAGUGUAUAUAUCUAUAAGUGUAAUCCUAUAUGCCACCUUUGUGUGACAUAUUUAUAAAUGCAUUUGCCAGUAAUUUAUUCCAAUAGAAUAGUAGGACGUAGGAGUAGGUGUCUGCCAAUUCUAAGGCCACUGCAAUGCAGGUCAGUCAGGUUAGUCCCUGGUGCAUCUAGCCAGCCAGACUUGGGAGGAUCCUAUAUUUAGCAGCCUAUUGUUGCCUGUUGCCUGUCUGUCGGUACCAUACAAUAUUAGUGAACAGAAGAAUACUGUUGCAUAUGAUACAUUUGGUGUACAUACACUAAGACUUACUGCAUUCAGUUCCUGGCAGACAUCCAAUUGUCUUCUUAAUUAAAUGAAAUGUCUCUCAAAGCAAUGUAAUGGGAGAGGUCUAAAUCUGACACAUCUUACUCUCCCUCAUUAGAGAAAAGCCUCCCUAUAUGUCUGGCCUCAGGGUACAGCCUUUCUACUGUACUAUAUCAGUGGAAAACCAUUAGGAUCUUUCAGUUUUAGGUAUAUCCAUUUGGCAUCAGCAAUGCGUUGUUACUGUGUGGAUUGUCAGGAGAGUGUUUAAUUUGGUACGAUCAAUGACUGAAUAUAAUUUAACACUCUGUUUUUGACUGCAACUAGGCCAUGUAGCUAGAAAUCUAAUCAACAGGAACAGCUGUCAAACUUGCAGCACGCCAGACAUCAAAUAAGGAUGUCUGGUAUGCUGCAUCAAAUAAGGACCGACAUAGGGUCGGCAUAGCCUGACAUAGGGUCGGCAUAGCCUGACAUAGGGUCGGCAUAGCCUGACAUAGGGUCGGCAUAGACUGCUUGAUCUUGAAUCUACACACAAUAGAGGAACGCUGAUGAAGGCUUUAAAAACCCUCUGCUUUCUAUUAAACCGUGUGGUUGUUAGGCCUAUGAUGUUAGAAGGACUGGACUGAGUUGCUAAUCACCAGCUGUGUACAAUAUGUCCUAUUUAUGUGAGUGAUUGGGCAGGAUUCAGUCAGAUUGAGGACAUUGAUUUGAGUAGGCAGUGACACUGGGUAUUGGAUCAGUGAACUGUGGUGUGGACGGUGAUUUCUGUUUUGAUCAGGCUAAGGAGAGUGUGUGAGAUGGGACUAUGGCUCAGUGCGUUGUUGCUUUAAGUCUAAGAAGUAACCCACAACAUGUCUACUCCACUGUCCACUGUAUGCUCAGGGUGCCUGUAUGAUAAAGACAAUAGCUUUUUUCGAGUGCAUCCAAACCGUGAUGUAUCAUCGGUAAAUUGAGACAAGCUGACUGAUCUACAAAUAAUAUUGAGUAGUUAUUUAUGAUGCAAGGUGAUUUGUAGAUUAAAAGUCGUCUGCAAUGUCGAACGCACCCAAAUGAUGUCAUCCUGGUCAGAGCAUCAUUCGUCUACAGCUGGAGGAAACUCCCAGGGAGUCGGGUCUGGUAGUAGAUCGCAGAGAGAAAUCUAUAUCAUCACCGUCCAACAUCAGCUGACUGAUGUCUUCACUCUAAGCAGCAUAAGGGCCUGGUGAAUAGAAAGUGCUUGGUUGAUGAAAGCACUGCACUGCAUUUUCUGGUAUUUUCGACCACAUUGUGUCGUGGUCUGUUAAUCCUAUGUAUUUUUCUCUCUACAGCGGACCUCAUAAAGUUGAGGAGGCAUGUGAGAUGUACUGCAGAGCAGCUAACAUGUUCAAGAUGGCCAAGAACUGGAACGGUACACUUCUGUCUGCUCUAUUUCACACUAAACACGGUUGACCUUGAUGGAAUGAUUCGCCCAUUAGUCAUUGCGUGUCAUUGUGUGCAUUUUUGACGAAGGUUGUAAUUAAAACAAACGUUAUUUAAAUGCUGUCAGUUUAGGAAGACUCAGUUGUCCUUUUUCCAGUUGACUCUGUAGAUAGGCGAGAUGUCUGUAAUUUCCAGUAGCCUACACGCAUGGAAGACCAUGGCAGUGUGUGCUGCCUGCUGCCCUCUGUGUGGCGGGAGGGAGUCAUUGCAGUUUGGAGUCAUUUUAGCUGUGUGAUUGCAUCUGUAGUAGCGCAGCACUAUUCUUGGAGGGCCUCGAGGAACAAGGCCCAAAGAAUGUUCUUCAUGUUGCGGUUACGUGUGUGUCGUUCUGUCUCUCCAGCUGCUGGUAAUGCGUUCUGCCAGGCGGCCCGGAUCCACAUGCAGCUCCAGAACAAACACGACUCGGCCACCAGCUUCAUCGAUGCAGGAAACGCCUUCAAAAAGUCUGACCCCAACGGUGAGACACACACCACACAAUCAAUCAAUCAAUCAAUCAAUCAAUCUAAUGUGGUCAGCAAGCAGGGUAACAUGAUGAAAUACAUACAGUCCGUGCAGAAGAUAGUAAAAAGAACCAGAGAUGAACAUACACCACACAAUCAGUCACUAGACUGCAGUAAUUCUCCCCAAACAGCCUGCUUUAACUUCCAUUUUCUACAUUUUUGUCCCUUAUGAAAGCAGCAAAUAACGUAGUGAAUCUGAUGUUGGGUGUUCAUUUCUCAGGGCUAAUAGAAGUCAGUGGGAUGUGUCAGUCAGAUAGAUCCACAGGCAGCAGUGGGAGUUGAGGUUCUAGAACUGUAACUGGAGCAGACUGGGCUCUACGGAGAAGCAGGUCUACAGGGACAAUUCCAGUCCUUUCUUAGUGACACACAUGUGAUAAGUCCCCGUCUCUUGUAGUGUGUCAGAAAUCAGGCCACCCUGUAUAGGUUGUCUGUUUGUAUCUGACGUGGGCCAAUCAUAUUCUUCCCCAGGGUUAGAUCAGAGGAGAUAGAGCCCUGCUAUAUUACUCUGACUAUAUUGCAAACCAAUUGUAUUUGAGUACCAUACAAUAACUAUCUAUUGAACUGAAUGGAGUAGAAUUGAGUAGCUCGCCAGUGCUCCCUCCUCUCCACCUUUGGUAUGAUUAAUACUGUAGAGCUGUGGGGCUGGAGUCCCAACCCUGGGAUGGUUAUUAUUGAGGUUAGUCUACCAUGCUGUCUGACUGGAAGUGGAUUUUAUGAAUAAACCCCGGUUGCCACCCACCCACCAGCAGUGGUGGUGAUUGAAUUAUAGCCUACUGUACUGUAGCCUAGCAUAUAUCCUCCUAGCUAGAUUAAAUACACAGCCAGCCACAAGGAUAAAUUAUACGAUUGAAUAUUAUGUCACUUUGAACUAACCCUGGAGUACAAUACAAUUAAUAUUAUUAUAUAGGAUUUAUGGCAUUUCCAGAUGAUAACCUAAACCAGAGUAUGUGAGCGGAGUUGAGCGGUCGGAAGUCCUUUCCAACCAUUCCGCUAAAAAAUGCUCCUCACUCACAGGAAAGAAACUGCCACUCCAAAUUCGCUCCAUUCAUUAAAAUCACAAUUUAACCAACACCCAUCAAUGCUUGUGACUUACCUAGACCUACCAUUUUUGGUUUUGAAGUAUUGAAACCAAACCAUAUGAUUUGAAUGAAAAGUAUUAUUAUAAACAUGAAAAGUUGAAUGUAAGAAGUGCUCAUCAUUUCAAAUAGGCUACAUGUCGUAUUAAACAGCAAAUAAACACUCUAAAUAGGUCAGGAGCCAGACAGGGAGCCGAAGAAGGAACUGAAUAUCCUCUCCACACUUGCAGAGCCACUGGGGAUGCUAAACACCCUUCUGGUCACUCUUACCAGGCUGGACAGGGAUAUAGUUUAUUUUUAUAGGUAGUCCUAAAGGUCUUUAGGCAAAAUAACCCAAUCAAAACAGAAAGCUCCUUGAAAGUUGGAAUAUGCCAGGGCCUAUUGGGACAAAAUCAAUUAUGGCCUAUUGUAUAUAGAUAAUAGAACAAAAAUGAAGGAAACUUUUAAGAGAUCGGAUUUUUUGUUUAUAAAUACUUUGCUACACUGACACACUUAAUUAGCUACCCACCUUGUUCCUUUAUUUUAGCAUGUGCACAAAGUAAGCACACCAUCAUGCUUUUAGGAUAAGUGUCUUUUCAGAUUCCACAAUGAUUCUUUAGUUGUGGACACUACAUCACCGCACUCCCUCUCUUGGUCCUCAUCUUUGUAAGUCACCUUAAUUUUGCACCGCUGUGUUUUAUUAGUUUCUUUAUGAAAAUAUUUAGCUAACUCCAUGACAGUAGCUAAAGCAAGGGGCUAUAGCAGCACACAAGACUACAAAUGCAUGCUGGGCCGGGCAUGCCGUGAAGUGAACGCUAUUGGAGCGAAUUUGGAACAGGCGAGAAGGCCGACGCUCUAGCCUCUGGCAUCUCGCUCCGCGCUCCAGUCAAAUUGGGCAUGCUCUGCUCCACGCUCCAGCAAAUUGGGCAUGCUCUGCUCCUCGCUCCGCGCUCCAGUCAAAUUGGGCACGCUCUGCUCCUCGCUCUGCUCCUCGCUCUGCGCUCCAGUCAAAUUGGGCACGCUCUGCUCCUCGCUCCGCUCACAUAUUCUGACCUAAACUAAGAAAGGGGAAUGGAUGCUCAGAGGUGACAAAAUAAUCGUAAUGCAUUCAUUGUGCUUUCAUUCUUUACAGUUUUCAGAACCCUCCUUUUGGAUGUGAACAUUUUGACUCUGUUGUAAUAUGUAUCUAACCUACUUUAUCUAAUACUGCCUCUGCCAGUCUAACUCUCCCCUCUUCCUUUAAUGCUGCCAAUAGAGGCUAUCAAGUGCUUAAACGCAGCUGUUGAUAUAUACACAGACAUGGUAAGACAGACGCUCACAGACCGGGACAUGCUUGGCCAGAACCAUAUAAUGCAUUGUCAUGUGUCAACGUCAUCACAGAUUGUUUUACUUGUCAGGAUUGAUCCUUUUAGCCGUAGUUGUAAAAAUGUUCUGAUAAUGCCUGUUCUCCUCUGUAUUUCCAAUGCUAUUCUCUCACUAGCACCCUGCCUAUAGUGUAGCCUAGCCCCCUUGAGGACGCUCCUCUCUCUCGGUUUCAAGAGGGUGAUGUACUGUAUUGUUAGUAUGGAGUGGACACUCAAUGUCUGACGAAGGCCAUUUCAACUGCAACAUGUAGGUUAAGUUAAAGGACUUGACUUUCUGUCUGUAUACUUACAGCUGUAUUUAUGACUGGAGUGGCUCUUCUCCGUAACGUCAGUUAGUAAUGAUUUCUCUUCUCUGUCUAAAGCCACUUAGUAAUGAUCAGGACCCAGAGUAUUUCCUGGUCUGGCCACAUUAGUAAGGUAAAACUCCCGGCUCCAGUAUUGAUUCCUGUCCUGUGUUUUGCUCGUCCAGGGAAGGUUCACCAUCGCAGCCAAACACCACAUCACCAUCGCAGAGAUCUACGAGUCAGAACUGGUGGAUAUAGAGAAGGUACGUUUUAAUGUUGUGUCGUAGUAUAUGGACUAAUAAGGUGUUAGUCUGUGUAUAGCAAGAGUAAAAUACAUGAUAUGGAAUAGCUUACCAAUUUCACAGUUUCAUUUCCUUAUUGGUGAUUAAAAAAAAUAUAUGUUGGUACAUUAGAAUGAAAAUUCCUUUGCGUUUUCUUGAUCUUUACUCAAAACUGUUUUGGUUUCCCAUUCUCCCUGGUCCUGGUCUAGGCCAUCGCCCACUAUGAGCAGGCAGCAGACUACUACAAAGGAGAGGAGUCCAACAGUUCUGCCAACAAGUGUCUGCUGAAGGUGGGGGCCUACGCCGCUCAGUUGGAACAGUACGCCAAGGCCAUCGAGAUCUACGAACAGGUGUGUGUCCCACCUCUGCAUGCAUGCUUGUGUGUGCAUGUGUGUGUCUGAACAGAAACUGAUUUGUAUAUUAGUGGUUUCCCAAUUAAAUUGAUGAACACAGUGAAUCAACAAUGUUUGUGUGCGUGUCUCUCCAGGUGGGAUCCAGCACCAUGGAUAACCCCCUGCUGAAAUACAGCGCCAAAGAGUACUUCUUUAAAGCCUCUCUAUGUCACUUCAUCGUGGAUGAACUCAACGCUAAGGUCAGUUAGCAAUUAGCAGCAUCAUGUCCACUAGACCAGAGGGUUCAGUCCUUUUCUGAUUAAAUGAAGCAGUAAUCUAUCAUUCAUUUCUGCAGCUUGCUGUGGAGAAGUACGAGGAGAUGUUCCCAGCCUUUUCCGACUCAAGAGAGUGCAAACUGUUGAAGGUAGGUCAGUGACUCCAUCGAAAGCCUUCUAUUUGUUAAUUGUAUCCCUUUAUGUCAGGGAUCAUCAACUAGAUUCAGCCACGGGCAGAUGUUUUUCUUAAACGGAUGGUCGGGGGCCAGAUAUAUUUGACAAAAAACAUAAUUUCAAACCUUGCUUACAUUAGUAUACGAUCACGUCUCAAUAUGCGUGGGAAUACUUUGGAACAGAUUUCCGAUUUGCUGGUGUUUUGAAAGUCUUAUGUCCGCAAUAAAAAAUGUAUAAAAGAAAACAUUGUUUUAUUUUUUGCUCAGAAAACUUGGGGGGCCAAAUAAAAUCACCUGUGGGCUUCCAGUUCAGGAGCACCGCUUUAUGGUGUUGGUUAGGGUAAUGGAUUGAAGUUAUAGUACAAUGUGUACAGUUCAUUAUAUCGCAACGCACUUGCAUAGUAUGACGUAUGUUGUCCACUACCAAUGUAAAACACCUACCUCUGAUGCACGACAGCCAUUUUGCGGAAGCCACCUGACAACCUUAAAUCACUGUUGUUUUACAGAAACUCCUGGACGCUCAUGAGGAACAGAACUGCGAAGCUUUCACAGAAGCAGUAAGUCUUCAUUUUGGAUUGAUUCACCAGGCUAACUGCUUUGUCGUUACUUAUAAUUGAAUUGGUGAAAGCCAGGUCUCCAGUACAUGUCUUUUCACGAUUACAGUCAUGCAAGAUCAGUAAUUAUUUUAAUGGGGGGAAAAAAGGAUUGAUUUCUUUUGUAUUUGAACAGGUUCUUAGACUUCAUCUUAUUCCCUCCCUCCUCAGAUUAAAGAGUUUGACUCCAUCUCUCGUCUGGACCAAUGGCAGACCACAAUGCUGCUGCGCAUCAAGAAGACCAUCCAGGGGGACGAGGGGGACCUGAAGUGA